AACCCACAACCACCACCAACCGUCAACAGACUUACAGACCCUUUCUGUAUUUCUACUCAUCCCCCCACCCACUUUUUGCAACAUUCUAAAUGGCUCGUACCAAGCAAACUGCCCGAAAGUCCACCGGUGGCAAGGCCCCUCGUAAACAACUUGCAUCUAAGGCUGCGAGGAAGACUGCACCUGCGACCGCAGCUGGUGGAGUCAAGAAGCCUCAUCGUUUUCGUCCCGGUACCGUUGCUCUGCGUGAAAUCAGACGUUACCAGAAGUCCACAGAACUCCUGAUCAGGAAGCUACCUUUCCAACGUCUUGUUCGUGAGAUUGCACAAGACUUCAAGACCGACCUCCGAUUCCAAUCAUCGGCUGUUAUGGCCCUUCAGGAGGCUGCAGAGGCUUACCUUGUCUCAUUGUUCGAGGACACUAAUCUCGCUGCUAUCCACGCUAAGCGUGUCACUAUUCAACCUAAAGACUUGGCCCUUGCCCGUCGUCUCCGUGGAGAGCGAUCAUAAGCGGUGUAUCAUGUUUGUUUUGUAUUUUUACUGUUUAGUACCCAUAAAUGUAUCAUCAAAAUACUUCACCUCAUGAUGAGAACGAUGAAUAAUAACAUGAGCCUAUCACUACUG
Molecule: messenger RNA, 620 nt
Organism: Somion occarium
Lineage: Eukaryota; Fungi; Basidiomycota; Agaricomycetes; Polyporales; Cerrenaceae
Source: the annotation of a GenBank genome assembly